CUGCAGCCUUCAAAAGAGAGGUGGAGAUUAGGCUAUCAAUGACAGGCUAUGGUGACUGAGAAGCCAUGGUGAGUAACAAGCAGGUAAUAUUCAAUGGUUUCAUCUCCGGUUUUCCAAAAAGAAUCGGACAUGUAUGUCACUACUGGCACUGUAAAACUAACGGUCUGAAGCUACCAGAACGUUCAAGAGCAGUUCUUGUGAAGAACCUUUACUUAUCAUGCGACCCUUAUAUGCGAAUCUUGAUGAAACCCCAAGAUGGCAGCUGUGGUUCAGUCUCAGUUAUAUAUUGCAGGUCUGGAGAGCGGUCCUGCUGCUCUGGUAGGGCUCUUUAAUGGCCGGAAUGUGGGAAAACAGAUUGUCACAGUUCCACAGGAAUAAACAGCCAGCCUUGUCGGCUCAAGUGUCUACACUAUUUAUGUGAAUGGAUGUAUUUUCUUCUGGAAUAAUAAGCAAAUAAUAUUGCA
Rubroshorea leprosula is the source of this 464-nucleotide messenger RNA. The record is from the annotation of a GenBank genome assembly. Lineage: Eukaryota; Viridiplantae; Streptophyta; Magnoliopsida; Malvales; Dipterocarpaceae.